This is a messenger RNA of Manduca sexta (tobacco hornworm), 3048 nucleotides long. RefSeq names its product peroxisomal biogenesis factor 19 (gene Pex19). Lineage: Eukaryota; Metazoa; Arthropoda; Insecta; Lepidoptera; Sphingidae. Gene Ontology annotation, biological process: protein import into peroxisome membrane. The coding region runs from base 117 to 989 and encodes 290 amino acids. Gene Ontology annotation, cellular component: peroxisomal membrane; peroxisome. The record is from RefSeq and is a predicted model, not a curated record. The transcript has 8 exons.
UCUCCAUUUUUAAUAGUCAUUCAUUCUUUACGUUGUCAUUCAAGAAAAUCUGAACCGCUGCUUUUCUUUGUGAUAUUUUUUACCGUGCUUAAGUAAUUUAAUUUUAAUCAAUAAAAAUGUCAGAGAAGAAAGAAUUGUCGAAAAACGACAUGGACCCGGAAUUGGACGAUUUAUUGGACAGUGCUUUGAAAGACAUGACGAAGCCUGAAAAGAAGGAAGCCGCCGCAGAAGGUUCUUCCGAGGCUCAGAACAUGUGGAGCGAAGAGUUCAUCAAGGAGGCAGCGGCUCAGUUCGAGACAAACAUGGCAGCCAUAUUGGGCAGCUUUAGUGGAGUGCCUGAGGACCAAAUAACUCAAGAACAGAUUGCUCAGACUUUUUCAAAAAUGGCUGAAGCCGCAGCGCAGGUCCUGAAGCCCCCGGGUGAAGGUGAUCAAGUGGAGCCACCAGUCAAUGACCCUGCAGUCAACGACAAGAUUGAACAAGUAUCAGCAGCAAUAACCCAAACCCUUCACAACUUGAACACCAACUCUGAGAAUCUUCAGACUCCGUUCAACGAACAGGACCUGGCCAACAUGUUCAAUAACUUUAAUUUAGGAGAGGGUGGACAGGACAGCAACAUGUUUGUCCCGUUCAUGCAGGGCAUGAUGCAGUCCCUACUUUCGAAGGAGGUACUGUACCCCUCCCUGAAGGAACUCCUCGACAAAUACCCUACUUGGCUUGUUGAGAAUAAGGGCAAGAUUGAACAAAGCGAGUAUGAGAGAUUCGAAAAACAAGAGCAGUUGAUGCAGCAGGUGUGCGCGGAGUUGGAGCCCGAGCAGGAGUCUGACCCCGAGGACGUUAAGAAGAAGAGGUUCGAGAAAGUUCUGGAACUCAUGCAGAAGAUGCAAGACUUAGGCCAACCACCCACAGAGUUAGUGGGCGACAUUGGGUCGCCACCACAAGGGUUCGCCCCGCCCGCGGCCAACGACGGACAGUGCAGAAUCAUGUAGUACCUAAAUGUAUCGUAGUGACAUAUGUAAAUAAGUACCCGUGCCUGAGUACCCGAUUAUACCAAAGUACCCGUAAGGUAACGGUACCUUCGAUUCAAACGGUACCUUUUGUAUAUUAUAACGGGCGUACGUUUUAAAAAAUUUAUACACGUUCCUGGUAAAUAGGUACCCAAAUCUACCAUCUAUAUUGUACAGAAUCUAAAUUAAUCAGUUAUCUAAAUCGAACCAUGCAUUUCAUGUUAUUUAAAAUACCUUUAUACGCCCAAACGAAGUACCUAUAUCGUACCAGGCUAUAUCACACCUCAAUAUCGAUUUAGUAUGUAUAAGUAUUACUUUUCCUACAAGUAUCCGCGUAGUACCAAAGUUGCAAGUUCCCACAUUGUGCCAGAAUAUUAACAUGAAUACCCAAAUUUUACCACGGUACCGAAUUGGGACAGGUACCAACAUGAGGUAGCCUAACCUCCCUACACACUGUGUGGUGCUUAGAGGAAAUAACAUUAGUGCUUUUUAUCUUAUGAAUAUUUUAAACAUUUAUUAUCGAUAUGCGUAGUACAGUGGUUCUCAUUUAUUUAGGUGAGUAUUUAGAAAAACAAGGGGCUUCUAUGUUAUAACAUUGAAUGUUAACAAAAGGGGUAUUAGGUUGAGAACUACUAGCUUAGUCCAUUUGCAUUUUAUAUCCCAUUUAAGGACAUUUUGUACUGAAAGUGCGAAAUACGACGUGUAAAGACGUCCUAUAAUGACUAGACAAGCAUAUCGUUAGUGACGAAAGUAUCGUGUAACGUUAAAAUUACAAUAACUAAAUUGACAUGUGAUCACGUUAUGAGAUUUUGGUCGCCAAAAACGCGACGUUAUAUGACGUCUUUUAUUGUGAAAGUUGCCCGUUUUGUACUGAAGUAUUAAUGAGAUAAAUGGUGUUUCAGCGUUGUUAUUUCUAUGUUUUGAUUCGAUUUUUUGUGAAUUUUUAAUGUGUUAUGGUAUUUGCAUUUUCCGUACAUAUUAUUUUGUUACUGAGGUUGCCAAUGAUAUUAAUUCCCACAAUAUUUGAUCCUUUGCGGAGUGUGGUGCAUGAGACAGGCAGGUUUAAUUGUAAACUCCAUCCAGAAAUACGUCUCUUCGUGAUUGUCAGAAAAUUAAAUGAUACCUAUUUAUAAAAAUUAUAACAUUUUCAACUGAUUAAAAUGUAAAAAUGAAUAUAACUAUUUUAAUCAAAUAAAGAUUCGCUAUUGGUCUAUUGACAGCAUAUUCGGGCUCUAAAAUCUGUUUGAAUCUGGAUUUUCCAGCUGCCCAGGUUGAAAAAAUCAAUCUAGUGAAAUCAAAUUUGAAUGAGUUUUUAAUUCGAAACUUACAAACAGAUUUUACGGUAGACUCGCUCACAUUGGAAGGGCAAUGCUCGGUGUACUUUGACGCAAAUUUGCACCUUACUCCAUCAUGAACAGCCGUGAGCUUAUGUAUUAUACGGAUUGUGCCAAAGAUUGUAAACUCUAAUGUAUGAUGGCGAAGGAAAAUAUUCGUAUGUAUUUAUUUUCAAGUCCGAAUCGCGUACGAUUCGAUCAUUUUGGUCUUGGGACGGUGGCAAUGAUUACUAUUAAUUAACAAUUCGUACUAUAUUUAUAACUUUGAAUAGCGCUGUAUAAAAUUACCUUACUGUCGGGCAUAGGUCUAACUGCCCUCCUUGCUAGAGGAUAACGCGACGUCAUUGUACGUUGCUGGGAAAUUCUUCACAUAGCUUCGCGGGUACAUGCAUGCAUGCAAGAUUACGAAACUCACUACUUAGUACCUGUUAGGUACUGACACUUAAUAUCUAACGCAAAGCAUCACAGCAAUGUCCAACACUGGAGCUAUGAUGCAGUCUGUUUUUGACAUACGCCACCGUACGGACCCGACUCGGUCAUGUGGCAAAGUGAAUAAAGUGUAUUGGUAAUAUGGUUAUGUCAUGUUCCUGUUUACCCCACAGGUGGACUAGCGUUUUACCGCAAUGUGGCGGCACAAAUAUUAUUUAUAAAAUGUAUUGUAUUUAUUAGCUAUUCAGUUGUUUUUGAAUAAAAUUGAUUUAGUUGAA